CGCUGCGGGGGCGGGGCCUGCGCGUGUCUCGCGCCGGGGGCGCGGGAGGGGAGAGGGGGAGCUGGAGCGCGCGCAACGAGAGGCGGAGAGCCGCGGGCGCGGAGCCGACCUGACCUCCCCUCAGUGCCACCACCGCCACCACCACCACUACCACCGCCGCCUCGCCCUGCCCCGCGCCCUGACAGGCAGAUAUGGUUCUGAACAUCGUGAGCACGUGACUUCAAAGAUGGACGACUGGAUCUUUUAUAAGUUGUGAUUGGCCUUAAGCUGACUUUUAACUGUUGAACAAAUUAACAGGAUUUCUCUCAUUCCUGAUUUAUGCCUAUAUAAUUGCCUCACACCACCAGCUUAAUCAUGUAUGGAAGUGCUCGGUCAGUUGGUAAGGUUGAGCCAAGCAACCAGAGUCCAGGGCGUUCACCAAGGCUGCCACGGUCACCACGCUUGGGCCAUCGUCGAACCAACAGCACAGGAGGCAGUUCUGGGAGUAGUACUGGGGGUGGCAGUGGGAAAACCCUUUCAAUGGAAAAUAUUCAGUCCUUAAAUGCUGCCUAUGCUACAUCUGGCCCUAUGUAUCUAAGUGACCAUGAGAACGUGGGUGCAGACACCCCAAAAAGCACCAUGACUUUGGGCCGGUCUGGGGGGCGGCUGCCUUAUGGAGUUAGGAUGACUGCAAUGGGUAGCAGCCCUAACAUUGCCAGUAGUGGAGUUGCCAGUGAUACUAUUGCAUUUGGAGACCACCAUCUCCCUCCAGUGAGUAUGGCAUCCACUGUGCCUCACUCACUGCGCCAGGCCAGGGAUAACACAAUAAUGGAUCUGCAGACACAACUCAAAGAAGUACUAAGGGAAAAUGAUCUGCUUCGCAAGGAUGUGGAGGUGAAAGAAAGCAAGCUCAGUUCUUCCAUGAACAGUAUCAAGACCUUCUGGAGUCCUGAGCUAAAGAAGGAGAGAGCUCUGAGGAAAGAUGAAGCUUCAAAAAUCACCAUUUGGAAGGAGCAAUAUAGAGUUUUGCAAGAAGAAAACCAGCAUAUGCAGAUGACUAUUCAGGCUCUCCAAGAUGAGCUGAGGAUCCAGAGGGACCUGAACCAGCUGUUCCAGCAGGACAGCAGCACUAGAACCAGUGAGCCCUUUGUGGCAGAGCUGACAGAGGAAAACUUCCAACGACUUCAUGCAGAGCACGAACGCCAGGCCAAGGAACUCUUCCUGCUACGUAAAACCUUAGAAGAGAUGGAACUGCGUAUUGAGACACAGAAACAGACCUUAAAUGCACGUGAUGAGUCCAUCAAAAAGCUGCUGGAGAUGCUGCAGAGUAAAGGUCUGUCAGCAAAAGCCACUGAGGAAGAUCAUGAACGAACAAGACGGUUGGCUGAGGCAGAGAUGCACGUGCACCACUUGGAGAGCCUUCUUGAACAGAAGGAAAAAGAAAACAACAUGCUGAGAGAGGAAAUUCAUCGUCGAUUUGAAAAUGCUCCUGACACAGCCAAGACAAAGGCUCUGCAAACUGUUAUUGAGAUGAAGGAUUCAAAAAUUUCUUCCAUGGAGCGUGGCCUCCGUGAUUUGGAAGAGGAGAUUCAGAUGUUGAAGUCAAAUGGAGCUCUGAGCACAGAAGAACGUGAAGAGGAAAUGAAGCAAAUGGAGGUGUACCGUAGUCAUUCCAAAUUCAUGAAAAAUAAGGUAGAGCAACUGAAGGAAGAGCUAAGUGCCAAAGAGGCUCAAGGGGAGGACCUGAAAAAAAGAGUGGCUGGUCUCCAGGCCGAGAUUGGUCAGGUGAAACAGGAGCUGUCACGCAAAGACACCGAGUUGCUGGCCUUGCAGACAAAGCUGGAGACCCUCACAAAUCAGUUUUCUGACAGCAAGCAGCAUAUUGAAGUACUGAAAGAGUCCCUCACAGCUAAAGAGCAAAGAGCUGCCAUCCUGCAGACAGAGGUGGAUGCAUUGCGAUUACGACUGGAAGAGAAGGAGACUAUGCUCAACAAGAAGACAAAGCAGAUUCAGGAGAUGGCAGAGGAGAAGGGGACUCAAGCAGGAGAGAUCCAUGACCUCAAGGACAUGUUAGAGGUGAAGGAACGCAAAGUUAAUGUUCUUCAGAAGAAGAUUGAAAAUCUACAAGAACAGUUAAGAGACAAGGAGAAGCAAAUGAGCAGCUUAAAGGAUCGAGUGAAAUCCUUGCAGGCUGAUACCACAAAUACUGACACUGCCUUGACUACGCUGGAAGAAGCACUUGCAGAAAAAGAAAGGACCAUUGAGCGCCUAAAGGAGCAGCGUGACAGAGAUGAACGAGAAAAACAGGAAGAGAUCGACAACUACAAAAAAGACAUUAAGGACCUGAAAGAGAGAGUCAGCAUUUUACAAGGAGAUCUCACAGAGAAAGAGUCAUCAUUACUGGACCUGAAGGAACAUGCUUCAUCCUUAGCUUCAUCAGGACUGAAGAAAGAUUCCAGACUCAAGACACUAGAAAUUGCAUUGGAACAGAAAAAGGAAGAGUGUUUGAAGAUGGAAACUCAGUUGAAGAAGCACACUGAAGUUUUAUUGAGUCAUCCAUCCAAGCCAGCUCAUGAAGCAACAAUGGAGGCUAGGGCCAGCCCAGAGCUGAGUGAUCGUAUGCAGCAGCUGGAAAGGGAGGUAACACGGUAUCGGGAAGAAUCUAGCAAGGCUCAAGCUGAAGUGGAUCGUCUUCUGGAAAUCUUGAAAGAGAUGGAAAAUGAAAAGAACGAUAAGGAUAAGAAGAUAGCAGAACUAGAGAGCCUCACCUCAAGGCAAGUUAAAGAUCAAAAUAAGAAAGUAGCAAAUCUGAAGCACAAAGAGCAAGUGGAGAAAAAGAAGAGUGCACAGAUGCUGGAGGAGGCCAGGAGACGAGAGGAUAAUCUUAAUGACAGCUCCCAACAGCUUCAGGACAAUCUACGUAAAAAGGAUGAUCGGAUUGAAGAAUUGGAAGAGGCACUCAGAGAAAGUGUUCAGAUAACUGCAGAGCGGGAAAUGGUGCUAGCACAAGAGGAGUCAGCCAGGAUGAAUGCUGAGAAACAGGUAGAAGAGCUGAUGAUGGCCAUGGAGAAGGUGAAGCAGGAGCUGGAGUCUAUGAAAGCAAAAUUGUCCUCUACGCAACAGUCUUUGGCUGAGAAGGAAACCCACUUGACCAACCUACGAGCUGAAAGAAGGAAACAUUUGGAAGAAGUUCUGGAAAUGAAGCAAGAAGCCCUCCUUGCUGCCAUUAGUGAAAAAGAUGCCAAUAUUGCUCUACUAGAACUCUCAUCCUCUAAGAAGAAGACCCAAGAUGAAGUGGCUGCACUGAAACGAGAGAAGGACCGUCUUGUGCAACAGCUCAAGCAGCAGACUCAGAACCGUAUGAAGCUGAUGGCUGACAACUAUGAGGAUGACCACCUCAAAUCCUCAUCCCAUUCCAACCAAACCAACCACAAACCCUCCCCUGACCAGAUAAUUCAGCCCCUCUUAGAACUUGAUCAGAAUCGCAGCAAGUUGAAGUUGUACAUUGGACAUCUGACAGCCCUCUGCCAUGACCGUGACCCCCUGAUUCUACGUGGUCUCACCCCACCUGCUUCCUACCACCUGGAUGAUGACCGGGCAGCUUGGGAGAAAGAGCUGCAGAAGAUGACCCAGGAGCAGCUUCAUGAUGAAUUAGAAAAGGGCGAGAAGGAAAGCGCAGAGCUACAGGAAUUUGCCAAUGCCAUCUUACAACAGAUAGCGGAUCACUGCCCUGACAUCCUGGAGCAAGUUGUCAAUGCACUUGAGGAGUCAUCAUGACCUCGGCCACUAGCCCCACCAGAGCAGCACACCAGUGGCCAAGCCCAGUCAGUCCAAGGAGCCAUGAGAGUGGAGACGAAAUGUGAAAGACAGAAAAUGGAAUAGAAACUUCUGGUGCACCUUUUACAAAGAAAACAGAAGAAAAGAAAACAACAACCAACUCUCUAAAAACUACAUGCUUUCCAGGUUCUUCCACUUUAUGAUUAAUCAGUCAUGUUUGCAUUCAUCUUCUCACUGCCUUUCUACUUUAGAAUCCAGUUCCCCAUUGACUUUGUUGAUGGUGACUUUUGGAUACAGCUAAGCAGAGCUCUUCCAAGUCUACUGAGCAAAGAAGAGGGGAUCCACUGAACACAAGCAGCUCUAAUUCUCCAUGAGGUUGCAGAAGGGUAGCCCUUGCCUUUUAUUCAUUUAUUGCUUCUUUCUCUCUCUCUCUCGAUUCCUCUCCUCCUUUCUUUCUUUUUUUUUUCUUCCCAUAAAAGCUGAAAGUCUGAAUUUCAUAGUGCUAAAAUCAAACCUGAGUGUGCUCUGAUUAUGGUUUAUGACUGGCCAGCAUCAGCUAGCUAGCUCAGGUCUCACUGCCUAUCUUAGCCUUUCUAUAUUCUUAAAUAAGAGAGAGAGGAAAGGAAAGUUUCACUAUUUGUUCCUGUUAGUCACUUCAUCUAGCAGCUGGAAAACAAGGUAGGCUUACUGGUACUUUCUGUGUACUUAAUUUUGAUUUUUACUAUUUGCUGAUCUGACUCUGAAGUGCUGAGUGGGGCAUUUUUUCAGGUAGAUGUUUUAAUCUGUUGAUUUCUUGGUGUUUUUAGCUGAGGUUUCUCAUCAUAGGUCUGUCUCCUAAGUUCUUAUUUUAUAGAGAGCUCUCUCCCUUUGAGCAAGUGUGGUCAGCAGGUCAGCUCCCAGCUUUAACUUGUAUAGUUUUUUCCAUUGCCAAUUUUUCAGGUCAUAGCUUUGUGAACACUAGCUUCCAUCAGAAUAGUCUUAGCCAUUUUGCAGAUGAGGAAAUCACAUCAUUUAGCUUAAAAGUACAAUUUUAAAGCUAAAGUUAGUUAAAUUGGUAACAGUUCUUACUAUAAUUAUAAUUUAAUUUAUUUUGGUUUAGCUUAGGUUGACAAGGAGUGAGCUUGAGUUCAGAGCAAUAACCCAUUUUUACAAAGAAGAGCAUCUCUGCUGGAGUUGUCACCCAGCUGAGUAGGUAGGUAUAAAAUCAGAGCUUUAGUUAAACCAGUGCAAUUCUUAUAUGUGUAUGAGAGGCCUUAGUCUUGUUCCCAUCCAUCUUUGACACUCUUUAAAGCCCCUGCUGAUAGGUAAUAUGACCUGAAAUAGCAGGUCAGUUUGUCAUUGUGGUGACAAGUCAGGAUCCUAUUUAAUGAGUAGGAUUUGGGUGUUCAUUCUUGGACUAUGCACUAAUGGGGAGACACGUUUUUUUCUUGGCUACCAGUGGUUAUGUGUGUCUGGGGGCAUCUGCAGGACAGAACCCUUUAACACAUCCCCGUGUGCUCCUUAAAGGAGUUGUUCCCCUUUAGCUUUCUCGUAUUACUUAAGAGAAUGAGAGAAGGGCAAAAGGAGACCAAAUAUCAACAGAGCAGUGGAAUAAAUCUUGGGUUUCUAGUGACUAGCUGAUUAUGAAUCCUCUCAGUAAAGCUCUCAUUCAGAGCCUGCAGUUUAAUUCAGUAUGACUUACUACAUUUUGACCUUAAUCACUAAACUGUUAUGGUAAUGAAAAUGUUCAAGCCCUCUCAGGAAAGUUGCAUUUCUUACGUCUUUCAAAUCCAUAGCACAGCUCUCCUGUAGGUCUUUCACACCCUGUUUUUAUCUUUAGAAGUGACCAAUUGCUUCUAACAGAAAGGAGAUCAGCAGAAGUUGAGUAAAGGAAGAUGUACCCUGUCUUUUUUUCAGACAAGCACUGAAAAAUGUGCAAAACUGAAACCUUAUAUACCUGAGACUCUAUUAACUGAUUUAAAAUAAAUCACAUCCCAAUUCAUUCUACUGUAAUGAUUCAGCAGAAGGAACUGAAUCCAUAACCAUGGUGUCCACUAGGAAGAAAUAUGUAAGUCUCCAAAGAAGAUGUGAUUCACACCUUUCCAUGUUUUGAACUGCCGGUGCUUUGCAAAUCAGGAAAUGUAGCUUUAGUUCUUGCUGUAGUAGCAGCCUGUGUCUGAAGCUUUUGUUGUCAUGGAUGAGGAGAGUAAUGAGAACUUGAGUGUGUGCAAGGGGGAAACACCGGAAGGCGUGCAGACAGUGACUGUACAUACCACUGAGCCAUGUCUCAUCCCAGAACCACCCCUUUGGUCCCAUUAUUUGAGUCAGCACGUUUUGAUAGCAGCUGUUGUUUUGAAAUCUUUCCUCUUGCUUUUUCUUCAUCACCCCUAAUUACUCACUUAAGGAAUUUAAUGCUGCCUGUAAAAGCAUCAGAGCCAUCAGCCUAAUAUCAUCGCGCCACCGCCACCACUCCUGACUAUCUCAUUAACUUAUAUGGUCAAAUCUCCAGCUGCCAUGGUUCCCUGCUGUAAAACAAUCCCUUCUCUGUGAGAAGCUGUGGAAUUUCCCUUAUCAAUGGUUCAAAUGACUCCUGCUUGUAAACCUCUUACUGAGAUGUUCCUUGAUAGCGUCUCUGCUGCAAGCAGGGGGAGGGGAUGGGAGCGAGGGGUGGUCACUUUGGGCUGUCAUUUCAAUUCCCUUCAUUUACUGCAUUGCCCACACAUCACAGGAAAGUGCUGAAUCUUCUGCAUCUUAAACUCAGCCUGUGGCUGCAUUUCUGGAGUUGAAAGUGCCCCAGCCAAAGGCAUGGUGCUGUCCUGGCAGCGUGUGCGGGAUCCAUGCAUCAGCAGCUAGGUGAAUCUCACUGUUUACAUAUCUCCUGGCCUCUUCCCUGAGAGGAUUUGUCAAGCCUGGCUACUUUUCAUGCUGGCCAUGUGGUCUUUUAUCUCCCAGGCACACACCUGCUGUUCCUCCCAUCUGCAUUGUUAGGCCUUUGCAGUUUUUCUCGUUAACCACUGUUAUCUUCCAGGUCUUCCAGGCUUCCCAUCUUAAACAUUGAUCUUAGACCUCAAUAAAGUGCUUUCAGGGAGAGAGCAGAUCUCAUUUAGGAACAGGCUUGAUCCAACUUGAUCUCCAUUGAACUAUUUCAGGUAAUCUCUCUGAUCCUGUGUCGACAGAGAUCUUGUGAUGGUGAAUAGCUUAAGGAUCUAGGUGAUUUGGGAGUUACUGCUGGCCAUGGUUUAAUGCUGAACAUGACCAGUGAAAGCUUUUUCUUUUCACUUAUGUGGAGUUCCACACCAUUGGCCUUAGGGCAAUGAACGGAUUUUGUUACCAUAACCCAUCACAAAAUUGCAUAUCAAGCAUAUGGCAGAAGGGCCGUAUGUGUGCACAUACUGCAGUGUUCAUCCAGUUGCCUAACCCACCACUCUCUUAAAGUCUGAUACCCAAGUGUCAGCAGCCAGGCAAAAAAUAGACAGUUUCCUAGCACAGCAGUCCUGCAACACAGCGGCUCUGGGAAAUCAGGGGCCCUUCCCAGGGAGCCUGGGGAAACUUGCUUUUUUCUUCUCCUGUUGAAUGAAGUUCCAUUUGCUGCUGGAGCUGUGAAAGUUUUAAUUGCUUUAAUGUGUGUUGUUUUUUUUUUCUUUCAAGCUGUCAUUUGUACAGAAACUGAGAGAUGUAAGGAGCUGUCUAUAGAAAAUUAAAUAGGUUAUUUUAGCUGGGUUUGGGCUAAAAUAUAACUCAAGCCUGAAGCCCACGUACAGUGUAAAAGCUGACACCCCAGCCAUGCUUCUUCAUGACAUCCCUGAGUCCAAGUACAUAUUUUCCUCUGAAUCCAGCCUCAUGUAAAACACUAAAAGGACAUUACAACACUAGAAUUGCAGGGUGAGGACAUGAACACUGUUUGUGAUUGGAAGAAGAAUUGCCUGGCAUUCUCCCAAAGGAAGCUCUAGGCUUCUAGUAUUUGCUCUCAUUUUGACUGCCUUUAACCAGCUUUCCCUCUAGAAAAUGCCAAACACUCUUUGGAGUAUCUGAUUUUUGCCAAGUCCAGGGGACAGAAGGUGAAGGUCUGAUGUGAUGCACAAAACUGUGCGUGCUGUUUCUGGUUGCACAGCUGGAAUAUCCCUUCUCUUGCAAAUUUUCUGGACUUUGGGGCUCUCGGUAUUUUGCACAAGGGAGCAUUUAUGUCAUAAAUCUUGUAGAGGUAACCCUGGUUUUGUGAACCAAAGGGGCACCUCUUUUCAUUUGCCCUGUAGUUCCCACCCAUUCUGCUGCUAGUGCUCGAUUUGUUUAGGGAAUUUCUACAUUUGAUAAAAGUUGACAGGGUUGAGUCCCCAUUCCUGUCCUAAUUGCCAAUCGUUGCCACUGAAGGGGUCUUUAUUACAGAGGAUGUAGAGAGUCACACACUGAUACCGUUUUAAAGCAAAAAUUUCACCACAUAAGUAAUGCACGUAUUCGUCAAAUGACUCCACUGAAAUGGAGAAGGGAAGGAGUACAAUCAAGGCAUCUGAUACUUAAAGGAAGUCUCUACUCAGCUCGACGCCCGCAUUGAAGGAGGGAACCGGAGAGGACACAGAAGGCUAUGGACAACUAACACUGCCCCAGCGAAGCUGGUGGGGUGGGAGGGUCAGGCACGGGGCAUCACGCCUGGCAAGGCCAACUCUGCUAACCCCUCUUGUCAUCGUGGCAAGGAAAAGGAGAGUCAGGGGGUUUUUAAACAAUACAAUGUUUUUAAUUGUUUUUUCCACAUGAAUGGAAGGAAACUUACGCAACAGCAAAUCCUUCUGAACAAAAUGGCUGUGUCCGCUGACUGUUUUUAAAAAAAAACCAAGAAAAACUGUUUCAAAACUUUUUAGUGUCAAAAGCAUAAACACAGAAACCCUGACUUUUUCCAGUGUGUGUGGUGAGUGCUGUAACCCUGUCAUCAAUAUCUCUCCUGACUUUUUCAGGGGUGUUUUUUCCUGUCUUGUUUUCUGCUUGUCGAUAUUGUCUGUGUGGUCCUAAGGCUGGGGCAGUUACCAACAAUGUGUGUCUGUUGUCGGAUUAAACAAAAAAGGUAGUAGUAGAACUGAAAAAGAUGUGUUUUAAAAAAAUAUAUAAAAAUUCAAUUUCAUCAAAAGGAAUUCAAGUAAAGAAGCGACAAAGCUAUGACUCCUCCUUUCGGGAUUGUACAGAAAAGGAUUUGUGGGCUUAUAAUCAUAACCAGUUGCCUUUCACAGGCUUUUGAGGUCCAAGGCAGCUUGGCCUCUUAGGAAAUGUUACAAACCCUGUAAAAAUUCCUGCUCCCCCAGGUUUAUACUGUACACGUGUAAUACAGAAAUGGGCAGAUGAAACAGUAUUUUGGAAAUCAGUCUUUUCUGGUAAUGGUUAUCAACACCAGGGCUCCACUGAUGUAAAUGGGACAAAUGGCUUUGGCCAGAUUUUCCCUGUCUUCUCAGUCGUGCCCGUGGAUCCCAGGGCCAUGUGCCAGUGCAGGUAGUUGUGUGUAGGUCCAUUUUCAAAGUUGUAUUUCUGGUAUUGGUCACAUAGCUACAGCAGGUUAUGGUACAGAGAAGGACUAGCAGCCACCUUCUGCUGCAGUUGCAUCAAAGGAACAAUGUGAGGUUAAACCGGCAUGUAACAUAGACAAAAAAACCCACACAAAUUGCUUCACCUAUGAGACUAGGUAAAGGAUUUCAUUAAAUGAAUGUAUUUUUUAUAUCAAUUUAUCGUAUGCUAUUUGUCCCCAUUUUGCACUUCUACUUUGGAUCUUGGAAAUCAAGUUAAUCCCUUUUGCUUUUAAGUAGAUAUUUCCACUUCAGGUUCUCAGUGCUUUGGUGGGGCUUUUUGUUCAAAACAUUGGUUUUCCAUUUGGAAACCAUCAAGAGAUGGAUCUGUCACUCAUGUACUAUUAUGUGGUUAUCUAAAAGCCAGAUUUUACGAGUAGACGUUGUUCCUUUAACCUAGCCCAUCUUCCCAGCUCUCUGGUGACAUGGACAAGUCUCUGUCGUCCCUGCCUGCCCAGGGGUGGCUGCAUUUGGCCCUUACUGACAUGCUCGUUACAGUAUAUCUGGGGUGCUUUAGUGGCAGAUGCCUUUAUCUGUGCAGAUGCCUUUAUCUGUUCAGAUGCUGAAGGAGGAUGAAUCAAACGGGACCAUGAACAGGGGAAUAAUUUCUGUGCUAGCCCAACAUGCUGCUCCAAGCCCACUAAAACAGUAUACUGCCGUUUCCCUCCAAGUCAGUAAAUGGCAAGAGCUGCACACCAGGCUCACAAAUUGUUUGUGGGGUUAAAAAUCUGUGGGAUGCUCCGUCCUCUCCACAGACACGGAUCCCUCAUUUGCUUUGGAAGAGACGUGUUGCACUUUAGCGGAGGGGGAGACGGGCUUUGGGGAAGGGAUCUAGCGUACUUGAAUUCCUUUUGGAAAUAACAGCAGCGGGAGACAUUGAUGUCUGUGAUGCAAGUGCGCACGCUGCCUUCAACUUGUAUGUGUUUUAUUGCUGGAGUCAUGUUACUGACAGGAUAAUGAAAUUGCAAAGAAAAUGUGUUAUAUUCAACUUUGCCUUGAUAAUAUAAACACUUUGUUCAUUUUUUUCUUCUUUUUUUAUUCACAGACUAAGUUCAUCAGGAAAUUAUAAAAUUAUUUAAAAAUCC
Pezoporus occidentalis (night parrot) is the source of this 10363-nucleotide messenger RNA. It is a transcript of the gene ERC1, whose product is annotated as ELKS/RAB6-interacting/CAST family member 1. Lineage: Eukaryota; Metazoa; Chordata; Aves; Psittaciformes; Psittacidae. Gene Ontology annotation, cellular component: cytoskeleton of presynaptic active zone. The record is from RefSeq and is a predicted model, not a curated record. Gene Ontology annotation, molecular function: structural constituent of presynaptic active zone. Bases 355 to 3756 code for a protein of 1133 amino acids. Gene Ontology annotation, biological process: maintenance of presynaptic active zone structure; neuromuscular synaptic transmission; regulation of synaptic plasticity. The transcript has 21 exons.